CUACCCUACAACCCAACAAUUCCUACAUCCCCGACACCAACUACUUCCUCUUCCUUCAUUCCGCCCAUGUUCCGCACCAGUAUACAAAAAGCAGCCUCAGCUGCCCUGCGCCCGCACCCGCACCCGCACCCAGUCCCGAAACCCCAAACCUUCGCCACCAUCGCCCCAGUAACCUCCGGACAAAACCACAAAGUGGUAGUAAUAGGCGGCGGCACAGCCGGACUCUCCAUCAGCCACCAGCUUCUUCGCUCAGGCCGAUUCACACCUCAAGACAUCGCCGUGGUCGACCCAGCAACCUGGCACCACUACCAGCCCGGAUGGACAUUAGUCGGCGGGGGUCUAAAGACCAAAGAGGAGCUACGACGACCGAUGCACGAUCUGGUCCACCCCGAUCUGAAAUUCUAUAACGAUGGAGUCCGCACCUUCUCCCCGGAGGACAACACCGUCACUCUGAGCAACGGAGAUCGAGUAACCUACGAGCAGCUGGUCGUGGUACCCGGGAUCCAAAUCCAGUAUGACAAGAUCAAAGGCCUACCUGAGGCGUUGGCCGCGUCAGAUUCAUUAGUCUCGUCUAUAUACGGCUACGAUACAUGCGACAAGGUGUUUCGCACAAUCCAACAACUCCGUAAGGGGACUGCGUUGUUCACGCAGCCAACGGGCGUGGUUAAAUGUGCCGGGGCCCCGCAGAAAGCUAUGUGGCUUGCGUUGGAUCACUGGAAGAGAAAGGGGCUGUAUAAUGUCGACCAGUCUCAGUCAGACAUCCAGAUCAGCUUUGCUACAGCCUUGCCUGCCAUGUUCGGUAUACCCAAAUACAGCGUCACACUGGAAAAGCUACGACAGAAGAACAACGUGGAGGGAUUAUUCCAGCACGAUCUGGUGGAAAUCGACGGAAAUACAGCAGUCUUCGCUCAACCCAACGGACAACAAUUAGUGAGAAAGCACUAUGAUCUGUUGCACGUGGUUCCGAAGAUGGGUCCGUAUUCUUUUGUCAAGGACAGUGCGCUUGCGAAUGGAGCGGGAUUUGUGGACGUGGAUGAGUCUACAAUGCGUCAUACGAGGUAUGCGAAUGUUUGGUCGGCGGGUGAUGCGUCCAGUCUCCCGACAUCGAAGACCAUGGCUGCGGUUGCUGCACAGGCGCCGGUGCUGGUGCAGAAUCUCUUGCGAGUGAUGGAUGGUCGUGAUCCCAGCCGCAGGUAUGAUGGGUAUACCUCGUGUCCGCUCGUCACACAGUAUGGUAAGGUUCUUUUGGCGGAGUUUAAGUAUGGUGGAGUACCUAAAGAGACCUUUGCAAUGCUGGGUAUUGAUCAGGCGGUUCCGCGGAGGGCGUUUUAUUAUAUGAAGAAAUACUUUUUCCCGUGGGUAUAUUACAAUUCGAUGGUUAAGGGGACAUGGGGCGGGUCGCAGGGCUGGCUGAAGUGAUCGUGGAAUAGAUUUGGCGGUUACCUCUGGGAAGAAUGGAGAAUGCGAUAGCCCGUUUUCAUAAUCUAGACUAUGUAAUAUAACCUUUUCACCAAAAGACAAUGUCAUUUAUCACCGCAAUCUUUGACAGAGAGUCCUUUCUACCAAAGAUCGGGGUUUGCGCCGGCAACUAGAUACCGAGAGAGAGAAACACGGUGACAGCAGAAGCGGGGAU
Messenger RNA from Aspergillus sclerotioniger CBS 115572, 1633 nucleotides. Its product is annotated as NAD(P)/FAD-dependent oxidoreductase. Gene Ontology annotation, cellular component: mitochondrion. The record is from RefSeq and is a predicted model, not a curated record. Bases 67 to 1419 code for a protein of 450 amino acids. Gene Ontology annotation, molecular function: sulfide:quinone oxidoreductase activity; FAD binding. Lineage: Eukaryota; Fungi; Ascomycota; Eurotiomycetes; Eurotiales; Aspergillaceae. The transcript has a single exon.